Messenger RNA from Candoia aspera, 2129 nucleotides. It is a transcript of the gene CITED4, whose product is annotated as Cbp/p300 interacting transactivator with Glu/Asp rich carboxy-terminal domain 4. The coding region runs from base 236 to 856 and encodes 206 amino acids. NCBI's taxonomy places the organism in Eukaryota, Metazoa, Chordata, Lepidosauria, Squamata, Candoiidae. Gene Ontology annotation, molecular function: transcription coactivator activity. The transcript is spliced from 2 exons. The record is from RefSeq and is a predicted model, not a curated record. Gene Ontology annotation, biological process: regulation of DNA-templated transcription. Gene Ontology annotation, cellular component: nucleus.
GCGGAGUCAGGCAGGCUUGUGUGGAAGACGGGGCGGCCCGGCUGGAAUUGAUGCGGCCGGAGUUGGGGGCACCUUUGCAAACUGCGGGCAGGUCAGCCGGCUCGAGGGGAAGGAGCGGGGCGUGAGAAAGCGAGGAACGGACGCCGGGGCUGCUCUUGUUCCGCCAGGCGGACUCCCGCUUCGCGCGUUUUGCAGCCGCCCCUCCGGAUCGCCGCCUUUAGGUGCCCUGACUGUGAUGGCUGAUCACAUGAUGAUGUCAAUGAGCCAUGGCAUGAAUGGGCUCCAGAGCUACCGGAUAGGCAUGAAUGGGAUGCAGGCCCCACCGCAACAUGGACAGCAGCAUGUGCUAAGGACGCUCCCUCCCAGCCACCAGAUGAUGCAGUAUGGAGGCCCUGCUAUGGACGGAGGAAUGAGGCAGAGGCCGGGCAUUAAUGGACAGAUGGGUCACCACCAGGUGCCAAACACUGUGAUGUUCAACAAUCCAAGCCAACAACAACAGUAUAUGGGACCUGUGGGUACCCAGCAACUUAUGGCAAGUAUGCACUUGCAGAAACUCAACACUCAGUAUCAGGGCCAUCCUCUCCUAGGCAUGAGUGCUGGCCCUGUUGGACCAGGUGCACAGCAGUACAGGAUGGGCCCGGGACAGCACCCAGGCAUGCAACACCUGCCCUCCCCUGCUUUGACCUUGAACGUUAUGGACACGGAUCUUAUUGAUGAGGAGGUCUUGACUUCUUUGGUUAUGGAGCUGGGCUUGGACCGCAUUCAGGAGCUGCCAGAGCUGUUUCUGGGACAGAAUGAGUUUGACUUCAUCUCAGACUUUGUUAACAAACAGCAGCCCAGUGCAAUCAGCUGUUGAGCGGCUCUACUGGGAAGCAGGCCUGUUUUCUUGGGGCUUGAUUGUGAUACACGCCUGCCUCUCACUUUCUCCUGUACAUAAGCAUACAGCGUUUCCCAGCUCAUCUUUGCCUGUUGCUUGAAAAAAACAAUAGACAAUCACUGGAGGCUCCCCCCCACCAUUUUUUUCCCCCUUGCUCUACCUUGCUGCUUCUCACAAGGGAGUGUGGCUUUUUCUUCUGCUGUUUGCAGAGAGGGUGAUUGAAAAGCUUCUGCAGAUGGAAAAUGAAAAGCAGUUACAGAACUUCAGCCAUUCAGGAAAGAGAGCCCAUCCCUUCAAAACUAUUCUGCCUUCGGACUACAAACAUUGAGAGGGGUGGGUUUCAAAGAGGCUGAGAUCUGCUCUGCUCUGCUCUGUCCUUCUCUGAUGGCAGAACAAGCUGUUUCCAAAAGCACCUCUCCUUUAGGGGUGGCGGUGAUGGGUUUUUAACCUAUUCUUUCCCUGAAACGUGAAUGGGUAGGAGACACUCUUCACUGUUCCUCCUGCCUUAUUGCCCCUCAGUACUGUGAAGUCUGCAAUCAUCUCUCAUUUUUUUACUUGAAGGUAUCACUGGCCUCAGGUUGGGGUUUUUUGUUUUCUUCCUGUCUUGUAAUCUCAUUCCUUUGUUUCGUAUUAAGUUGGCAGAAGUUUCUGGGGGACAGCUGGCACAGGUGUUCAAAUGACAAAUCUUCAAGGUUAGGUUGCUUGUGAUGGGGAAGGCCAACUGAUUAGCAUUUCUUGUUAGGCUGCUGCAAACAUGAGCUUUAAGCUGCCCUCUAGCUCCUUUUCUGCCUCUGAAACCAAAUAAAAUAACCUUGUAAUUGUAUAUAUUUCUAAUUUUUGAAAGGGAAAAAAAAAUCUUUGGUGUAUUUUUAUUUAUUUGGAAGGGCUUAAACUGUUGCCUUCUGAAAUUACUGAGAAGGGCUAAACAAGACACUGAAGUGCAUGUCCCUCCAAACUUUUUUGUUAUCUGUAAUUAAGACAAAGAAUAUUUUGUUUGAAUGAAAAAAAUGAUUUAGUAGCUUGUUGCCCUCUGAGAGCUUGGUAUUUUUUUUUAAGUUUUGAUUUUGUUUCUCAAAAAAAGUGUGGAUAGCAGUUUUAUUUUUAUUUUCAAAUGCUACAGCAGAAUGUUCAGUAGAGUAACUGAAGAUUUGCUAAGGCCCCUUGUUUGCAGACACACAUCACUGUUGAUUAAUGAAGUGAAAAUGUACAGGUGAUUGUUUUUCUCCAAUAAAAGCUAAACCCUCAAAUUUAA